This is a messenger RNA of Antechinus flavipes (yellow-footed antechinus), 2753 nucleotides long. RefSeq names its product zinc finger protein 260-like. Gene Ontology annotation, biological process: regulation of DNA-templated transcription. The record is from RefSeq and is a predicted model, not a curated record. Bases 213 to 2573 code for a protein of 786 amino acids. Gene Ontology annotation, molecular function: DNA-binding transcription factor activity, RNA polymerase II-specific; RNA polymerase II cis-regulatory region sequence-specific DNA binding. Lineage: Eukaryota; Metazoa; Chordata; Mammalia; Dasyuromorphia; Dasyuridae. The transcript has a single exon.
UGUAAGAUUAAAUCAAUUAUAUUGAACCAUGCUAGACUAGAUACCCAUUGUCUUAUCAAUUCCACUUACUUAGCACCUUGUAAGAAUCCUUGUUUCAAGUACAGAGUCCUGACCCAUAACACCUGCAUACAGCAUGUGUGUAUGUGUAGUGUCUGUAUUUAUUUUAUUUUUUAUUGUCUUUUUUUUUCCCAGAAAAAGAGAUCAGACUUGAAAUGAAGGAACAUACUACAGAGCAAAGCCUUUCAGUGGUAGAAUCUCUCAAGCCAAGAUUCAUCAGUGACAGUCCUGCUAACUUCACUUGGAAAGAUAUCUGUGAUACACUUAAGAAAAUCCACAUUGGAGAGAAAUCUUACAAAUAUAACGGAAGUGGAAAGGCUUUCACAAAAAGUGAAUCUCUUACUAGAUAUUUACAGAGCAUUUACACUGGAGAGAAACCUUAUGAAUGUAACCAGUGUGAAAAGGCUUUUAAAAAUCAGAGAGCUCUUACUGUACAUCAGAGGAUCCACACUGGGGAGAAACCUUAUGAAUGUACCCAGUGUGGAAAGCCUUUUAGAAAACAGGGAGCUCUUACUGUACAUCAAAGGAUCCACACUGGGGAGAAACCUUAUAUAUGCAACCAGUGUGGAAAGACUUUUAGACAAAAAGGAGCUCUCACUGUACAUCAGAGGAUCCACACUGGAGAGAAACCUUAUAAAUGUAACCAAUGUGGAGAGGCUUUUAGAAAAAGGGAAUCUCUUACUGUACAUCAGAGAAUCCACACUGGAGAAAAACCUUAUGAAUGUACCCAUUGUGGAAAGACUUUCAGCUAUAAGAGAGUUCUUACUGCACAUCAAAGAAUCCACACUGGAGAGAAACCUUAUGAAUGUAAUCAGUGUGAAAAAACUUUUAUUUAUAAGUUUAAUCUUUCUUUGCAUCAGAGAAUCCAUACUGGAGAGAAUCCUUACAAAUGUAAGCAAUGUGGAAAGGCUUUUAGAAAACAGGGAGAUCUUACUGUACAUCAGAGAAUCCACACUGGGGAGAAACCUUAUAUAUGCAACCAGUGUGAAAAGACUUUUAGACAAAAAGGAGCUCUCACUGUACAUCAGAGGAUCCACACUGGAGAGAAACCUUAUAAAUGUAAUCAAUGUGGAAAGGCUUUUAGAAAAAGGGAAUCUCUUACUGUACAUCAGAGAAUCCACACUGGAGAGAAACCUUAUGAAUGUAUCCAGUGUGGCAAGACUUUCAGCUGUAAGAGAGUUCUUACUGCACAUCAAAGAAUCCACACUGGAGAAAAACUUUAUGAAUGUAACCAGUGUGAAAAAACAUUUAUUUAUAAGUUUAAUCUUUCUUUGCAUCAGCGAAUCCACACUGGAGACAAUCCUUAUGAAUGUAAGCAAUGCGGAAAGGCUUUUAUGCAAAGGGGAUCUCUUAUUGCACAUCAGAGAAUGCACACUGGAGAGAAUCCUUAUGACUGUAAUCAGUGUGGAAAGGCUUUUACAAAUCAGGGAACUCUUACUGUACAUCAGAGGAUCCACACUGGGGAGAGACCUUAUGAAUGUAACCAAUGUGGAAAGACUUUUAGGAAAAAGGAAACUCUUAUUGUACAUCAGAGAAUCCACACUGAAGAAAAACCUUAUGAGUGUAAUCAAUGUGGAAAGGCUUUUACAAAUCAGGGAGCUCUUACUGUACAUCAGAGAAUCCACACUGGGGAGAAACCUUAUAAAUGUAACCAGUGUGGAAAGGCUUUUACACAAAGGGGAGCUCUUACUGGACAUCAGAGAAUCCACAGUGGAGAGAACCCUUAUGAAUGUAACCAAUGUGGAAAGGCUUUCAAAUACAAGCAUAGUCUUCCGGUACAUCAGAGAAUCCACACUGGGGAGAAACCUUAUAAAUGUAACCAGUGUGGAAAGACUUUUAGGAAAAAGGAAACUCUUAUUGUACAUCAGAGAAUCCACACUGAAGAGAAACCUUAUGAAUGUGACCAGUGUGGAAAGGCUUUUAGACAAAAGUUAUAUCUUACUGUACAUCAGAGAAUCCACACUGGGGAGAAGCCUUAUAAAUGUAACCAAUGCGGAAAGGCUUUUACACAAAGGGGAGCUCUUACUGGACAUCAGAGAAUCCACAGUGGAGAGAACCCUUAUGAAUGUAAUCUAUGUGGAAAGACUUUCAAAUGUAAGAGUAGUCUUCCUGUACAUCAGAGAAUCCACACUGGAGAGAAACCUUAUAAAUGUAACCAGUGUGAAAAGUCUUUUAGGAAAAAGGAAACUCUUAUUGUACAUCAGAGAAUCCACACUGAAGAGAAACCUUAUGAAUGUAAUCAGUGUGGAAAGACUUUUACGCAAAAGGUAACUCUUACUGCACAUCAAAGAAUCCACACUGGAGAGAAACCUUAUAAAUGUAAUAAGUGUGAAAAGGCUUUUAGAAAACGGGGAGCUCUUACUGUACAUCAGAGGAUCCACACUGGAGAGAAACCUUAUAAAUGUAACCAGUGUGGACAGGCUUUUAUAAGAAGGGAAUCUCUUACUGGACAUCAGAGAAUCCACACUGAGGAGAAAUCUUAUGAAUGUAACCAACAUAGAAAGGGUUUUAUAUGAAAAUCUGAUGGUUACUGCCAGAUCUUUGAUGAAAUGGAAAGGCAUUAAAAUGAGGAGGAAUAUGUAUUAGGAUGAGAACAUUGGGAGAAGGCUACUGAUGCCUUCCAUACUUAGCCUUCUGUUACUGUAACCCUGUAGGGAAGGUGAGUAAAGGAAAAUAAAAGUUGCCUUGAGAAAGCA